UGGAAAAUCACGCCGAUCAUUCCAGCCGAAUCGCUCGAUCGUACAGAGUUGAGUCAAUCGCGAGACGGAGUGUUUUAUUUGUUUCGAAAAAAUGGCCAAACCAUUCUUUUUGGGCUUGAUUUUUUUUGUUUUAUUUCAACAGUGUUUGUGUAGUCCAGCAUUUCGAGAGCAUGAAACUGCUGGAGCACGGGUUAAGCGCCAGUUUUCGCUUAACUUUGGCGCGACCCAUCAGCAAGACGAGGGCACGGACGUGACGGGUGAGGCCAUCGCACGGCUGUGGCGCAGCCAAAGCGGAAACACCGAGGUGCAAGGUUCGGCCAGCUACAACCAGCACUUUGGAGGAUUCGCAGGAGAUGGACCCGACUAUCGUCUCAAACUAAAGGUGGUGUUCAGUUAGCAAGGCUUUCUCUAGUGAUGAAUCAACAAAACUGUUCAGCCAGUUAUCGAGCACGAACCCAGCUCACCUCUAUUUACAACCAAUUUCUAGUGUUGAACGAUUUUAUAGAAUAAUAAAGAUAUUAGUUUCUCAAUCAA
Molecule: messenger RNA, 534 nt
Organism: Culex pipiens pallens (northern house mosquito)
Lineage: Eukaryota; Metazoa; Arthropoda; Insecta; Diptera; Culicidae
Exons: 3
Coding region: 92-397 (101 amino acids)
Biological process (GO): defense response to bacterium
Cellular component (GO): extracellular region
Source: RefSeq, a predicted model, not a curated record